CAUUACGCCGAAUUAUUGCCGAAAAUCAAAAAUUACGAUGAUCUCACUAGAAUUUCGUUUACCAUUUAUUCGUACACUUCUUUAAUGUAAACGUUAAUCGUACCUAUGACAUCUUCCAGCAAUGCAACAAUCACCGUUUGAAAAUAUUUUUAAUAUUAUCGGAGGUUUAUCAGAAGGCAAUGAAAAGCCCAUGAAACAUGGGUUUUAUAAUGCCUUCGCCCUUUUUAUUCUCGCGAUUUGUUGUGCGGCAUUCUACGUGCUAUUUUUAAUCCUAGAACCUUUUUUCAAACCAUUGUUUUGGGCACUACUUGUUGGUUCACUACUUCACCCUUUCAAGUACAAACUGUCCAAGAAAAUCAAGUCAUGGUUUGAGGAUCUGAAGAAAUCGAAUUCGUCUGUGAUAUUUGGGUUGAUGAUAAUCCCAGUGAAUGUCGUGAAUCAUGCCUCUGACACUGUUGGACAACAAUUCAAGGAACAUUAUAAGACUGUUAUAGGGUUGCUAUCCGCAAUAUUUAUUUUACCAUGGAUCUACAAUGCAAUACCACGGAGCUUUGCCUGCAUUUUCUGGCAGUUUGUCAGUUUCAUCAGCAUUACCACAACACUUCUUAUCAAGCUAUGCAGCUCUUAUAUAACACUCACAUUUGCUCUUGCAUACAUAAUAAGUGUUUAUUUUCUAUGGAGUCCUUCAAGAGCUGGUAUAUUCCGUACAACAUCUCAUGUACUUUGGCUGGUUUUAGCAAGUUUCUUAGCCAGUCUAGCAGGAUCGUUUAAAGUGUACAUGUUUAUAUUACUGCAAGCUAUAUGUAUAACAAGUUUUGUUCUGGAAAUACUUCAUGUUCACAAACAGCUGCUAUUGAGAGAUCCAGAAGCUUCAAUCAUCACUGCUCUUCAUGCUGUUAUAACCAAUCGUCACUUGGAAAGUGCUGCACUAGAAAAAAUUGAUGAAAAACCUGAGGAGGCAGUACAAGAAAAUGUCAGUGAGAAAGCAUCAACUCCGGAAGUUGAAUCCCCCAUGACCCCUGAGCAAAUUACAAAAAGGGGAAGCUGGACAGAAAAUGAACCCAUUCAGAAUUCACCAAGACAAGCCAAAAUGUUGUUUAAAACAAGAACAUUAUCAGCUUUACCAUUACCAAGUCCGAAAACUAAAAUGCCUUUUGAAAAUCGCCUUUUAGCUUCCUUUAAGCAAAGGUCUUUAGAUGAAAAUUAUAUCAGAAACAAUUUCAAUGGUGAUGAAACAGCCCUUUACUUCAAACUCCUAUUUUUUGGAUGCUUUUGUAUGUUAAUAUGGAAAUACAUUUGGCUACUACCUGUGAUGUUGUUCUUUUUGGCAAUUCACAUCAUUAAAAUAUUGCUGAAUUUCUUUGGAGUAUGGUUGUUCUUUGAAAACCAGUACAACAAUUUGAUGGCCAAGAUUGGCGGUUGGUGGAAUGAUAGGAAAUCAGCAUUAAUACCUGCAGAAAUCCACGGUAUUCGCAAGAUCCUUACGAUUUGUAACCGCAGCGUGAUAGAUGUGGCAUAUGAAUCAAUUGAUACAGUGUCUACGUGCAUUGUUAUCGUUGGUUUGAUAUUUUUCGUAGCUGUUACUACUAUUUUUAUAUGUAUUCAAAUAUACUCCGAAGCUAUAGUAGUAGUACAGCUUAGUGGUAGUCUUCUUAACAGUACAUUCGUGCAGAACAGUGAACUUCACGCUUAUUUGCCAGAAGGAUGGGAAGAAAAGUUAGACUCACUUAUUGACAAUGCAUACACAUAUGGAAGAGAAGGGAUUUCUACUGGGAUAAUGAGAUACGUUAAGAGCAUCCUCAAGGAAGGUGAUCCAGAGAAGAUAGCGCGCGUUGAACAGCAGGUUCUAGAGCUAUGGGAUCGCGUGUAUCAAAGCUGGGUCUCAGGAACCUUUGCAGCUCAACUGGGCCCUCAAGUUGACGGCUCAGCGGUUCAAGACUCUUGGGAUAACUUAGUGAACGAUGUGUCUUCUUCUUCUGGUAUGUUCGACUAUAGUGGCGUAGUCGAAUGGUUGCAAGCCAAUGUUGGGACACUCAGUGCGAUUGCCACGGGUGUAUGGGCGCCUUUGGCCAGCAACGUGUCACUGUUGGCUGGUUCCUUGGGCGCUUUCACAUCGCUCUUGCUGUGCGGGGGCGGUGCUAUCAUAAAUAUGUUCAUUAAUUUGGUGGUUUUCUUCACAACGCUGUUCUAUUUGCUGGCUUCAAGCAACGCCCUUUACAAGCCAGUGGAAGUUAUUACACGCGUCCAGCCGAAUUUUGGCCCGAAGCUUGGCAUCGCAUUAUCUGUCGCUAUAAAUCAGGUGUUCAGAGCGUCUUUUAAGAUGGCGCUAUUUUACGGGCUGUGGACGUGGCUAGUUCACAAUUUAUUUGGCGCCAAAGUUGUUUAUUUACCUUCAGUAUUAGCAGCCGUGUUAGGUGCGGCGCCGUUUCUAGGGCCGUACUUAGCCGGUAUCCCGGCAGCACUAGAUGUCUGGCUGCAAGGUAGACCGAUGGCAGCCUGCCUGUUGCCGAUUGCUCAAGCAGCUCCCAUCGCCUUCCUGGAUGCAGCAGUUUACGCAGAGAUUAAAGAUGGUGGUCACCCAUAUGUAACAGGCCUAGCCAUUGCUGGGGGAAUCUUCUAUUUGGGCCCUGAAGGUGCUAUCUUAGGACCCUUGCUUCUAUGUUGCUUGAUGGUGGUACUCAAUUUGUCCUCUUCUUUCCUCCGAGAUACGCCGUCAGAAGAGCGAGCCGCUUUACAUUCACGCGUCAGGUCGUUAUUGGAAUGUUUUUAAAGUGAGGUGUGUAUUGUUUAUAAUAUUAUGUGUCUGUGGAGUUUAUGCACGUUUUAUUCAGUUCAACGAAUAUCACAUUUUGUCAAAGGCACUUUAUCAUACGAUCUUUAUGAACCAUAUUCAAACAUUACAUUGCUAAAUAAACUUCUGUCAAUAAUAUGUACUAGAUUAUUGAUGGAAGCUAAUACACGUAUAUUUGUUUCUUUUUGUUUUAAUAUUAAGACCCCGGCACACUCAUAAAAUUCCACCGAUGCGAUUAGCGAUGCUACAUCACGCGACAGUCAAUUCCAUACGUAUUUCUUUUUUCAUGUAUAUGAUGUGGUACACAGCUUAACCAGAAUAUCAGAAACUAUUUGUGCGAUGAUUGCGACUUCACAAAAAAACACGUAAACUUCAAUAAUUUAUUUAAGAGCUUUAAAAAUAGGACGUUAUUGAUGUAGAAAUGCAUGUGCUAAAGAACAGAGUAAAGUGUUAGUAUAACACUAACUGUAGUGAUUAUUUUCACUUCUUAUACUGCUAGAGCCUAAAAGCGUGGCAGAACGACGGCAUAGUUAUGCAGUGUUUUUUCAUUUGAAAUAUGCUGGUGCAGUUGAUACGUGACAAAAGACUGUACUCAUAUUACGACGUUAUGUUACGUUUGUAAUAUGCUCUUAAAGCUUAAAUAAGUGAGCAAGAAAUGUGAUGAAAAAAAAUAUAUAUAAAUUAUUAAAGAAGAUAGUUCUAUUAACAUUUUGCAUCAAAAAUUCACAUUCUUAGGCAGUUUAGGUCUUCCGAACCAGGCCAGAUUAAUAAAAGAUACAUUUAUUUACAUUAUCACUGUUUCAUUUCCUUCCAAUCAAAGCGAAAAGCAUAAUAUAAUACUCUGACAUAAAACUCAUUUCGUCGUCUACUUAAACAUCUACCUGCGCCUCGAAAAGCCCGUAUGAACUGGUUUUCUAAUUUUUUGGAAAAAGUUGCAUGUUUUUUGCAUUUUGCUAUUUUAUAUGUAUAUUAACAGCAUGUGAAUUGUUAUUUGUGAAUGUCUCAGCAUGCAAUCUAUUUUCAAUAUUUUCAGCAUGUAUCAACAAUUCUAACAGAUAAUUAAUUAAUUAUUUAUUUAUUACACAAAAAUAUAUGGAUAUUUCUUUACAGGCUCGGUGCUUAUCUGUGAACAUGCAUGGACUAACAUUGUAACACGUGGAGAGGAAAUCUCAGUAGGGUUUAACCCGUAAGGCUACAAUGAAACUGGCGUUGAUAAUUAAAAAUGUUUGUCAGGUUAGCUUUAACAUUUCUUUUCUACUAAUGAGAGCUACAAGCAACGCAUGGUUUCAGUACAAAGAAUAAUGAUUUUAAUUCUUUAACUUAUAUGAAUUCAGAUUGUAAAUCCGACCGGGCUUAGCUCGAAAGUUACGUCAAACGUUAAUGUGGAUUUACGUUGCACUAUGCACAGGUAUUGUCUAUAGGAUGGUUCUGUAAAAGUAUCCUCAUUUCGGUCCCUCGGAAUUUUAGUGACCAACAUCUUACUUACCUUACGUAGGAAUGGAAUAUCUCGUGAAUUCUCGUAUGUAAUUAUUAUAAUUGUUUUUUAAACGUUAUUUAAAUUUACUUAUUUAUUUUAUUGAAUACAUGUACACUCCCAAACGAUGAGGAAAUAUAAUGUUAUUGCGCUGCAUGAAUGCUGAGAAAUAUAACGUAGAAGCGAUGGUAUGACAUAAAAAAUGGGAUUGUUACUUUACGAAAUUCCAUGCUAAAUUUGCUGUAACCAUAUUUAAAAAAAAAAUCCGUGCACUUAAGUUGGUCUAUAUCAAAUAUUGUCUCUUUUCGUUGGCCUUUGUUUAGGUAAUAAUUAAUACAUUUUCUCGACUUGAAGUCGUAAUAAUCUAUGUAGUGGAGUUAUUGCGAUGGUAAUGAGGUGGUUUUAUGAGAAUGAAACGUAACAACAAGUGAUAGUUUAUAUAGGACGAUUAAAUUUCAUAUUUUUGACAAAAUAAUUUAAGCAUUGUUCGAUAUCUUUAGUAACAUUGUGAAUUUUAAGUUGUUAUUAAAUAUUACAAGUGUCAGUGUAGUACAUUUUUAGUAUAACGAAUUUCUUGAUUGACUGACUCAGUAACAUUUGUAAAUAUAUUGACAGUUAUACAGUUUUCAAACAUUACAACUGAUCGAUGGAACCGACCCUGUGCGUUUAGAUGCACUAUCUAAAGAUAGGAAGAUUUGAUUAUAUCAAUUCAUCAUCAGUUUCAAUUAUUAAGAACCAAUUAUUAAGAAUCAAUUAUUUAAUAUCU
This is a messenger RNA of Pararge aegeria (speckled wood butterfly), 5031 nucleotides long. Its product is annotated as transmembrane protein 245. Bases 122 to 2770 code for a protein of 882 amino acids. NCBI's taxonomy places the organism in Eukaryota, Metazoa, Arthropoda, Insecta, Lepidoptera, Nymphalidae. The record is from RefSeq and is a predicted model, not a curated record. The transcript has 14 exons.